UAAGUGACAGUAAAUAUGUCAAAUUGUGCAGUUCUUUAAGACGAAAAUUAUGUGUAUCGUAAAAUGCCUUCCAAAGAAGUAGCCAGACGGGGAAAAAUUUGUAUAGUACCUGUGUGCAAGGCUGUAAGUGCCGACGUCCCAGAUCGGAUAUUCUUUCCUGUCCCUGAGAACAAACGAGAGAAUUGGGUGGAUAAAGUUGGAGGCGACAUUACAUCCAUCAAACCAAACAAACGGCUGUUUUGUUGUGAAAACCACUUUGAUGUUAAACGGGACAUUGUUGGAUAUGAUUUUUACAAGCAAUUCGGAGGUAGAAUUAAGUUGGAAGAUCAUGCAUAUCCGUUCAAAAAUUUGGGUGAUAUCGUUGUACCUCCACCAGAACGACUGCCAAUUACUAUAGCACAACUGCCGAAAGCAAAACGAAACCAUAAAGAGGAACCGUUGGAUGAUUCUGUGGAUCCUCUGUCCAUAUCUGAUGACAGAAUAGUUGCAGAUGAAGACGACAAUGAAUCGAGAUGUGAUGAUGAUGGCAACAAAUUUGAUGCGGCCGAUUCAGACACCGAUACUGACCAAAAAAUAGUUGAACCUUCGCGGAAAACACGGAGUGAGGAAAUCGUUGUCAUACCUGAAGUGUACAUAAACGACGAGACGAUUGAAAAUGGCUGUGGCGGAGACGAUGCUGCUUGCAGUGUAAAGUCAGAUGAUGAUUCUGAUUCAGAUCCAGAUCCAUUCGACGGUGUUAAGAAGGAACAACAAGAUGACAUCGAAACGAAUCACGUCGAUGAUAGCGACGAAGAUUCGAUGGACAGUCAAUUCGAUUGUAGGAAAUGUGGGAAAAGUUAUUCAUCAGCUAUAUCAUUGCGCCGACACGAACAAUCCGUUCAUAAGUCCAAAAAUGAACGGACAACUCGCAGUCAGAGAAAGUGUGAGACGCAAUUAGACAAUGCCGAGGAUAACGUAGAUGAUAACAAAACGAUUUCAUGUAGUGAAUGUAGCGAAAGGUUUAGCACCAACGAAGAGUAUUUAAGGCACAAAAUUGUCCACAAAAAAACGUUCGAAUGCGACGUUUGUCAGAAGGUAUUUCAGUCGCGAUUCCGCUUAAAAGUUCACUAUCCGAUGCACAUGGAAGUCAAACCUUACUUGUGCGAAGUAUGUUCGCGUCCAUUCGCAAGGGCUACAAACUUGCGCAGACAUCGUUAUACGCACGUAACAGAGAAAAAAUUCAUAUGCGACACGUGUGGUCGAGCAUUUCCUGCAAAAUUUUUGCUUCGAUUGCACAUGACCAAAUCUCACACCGAAACUGCAACGGUGAUGUGUUCGCAAUGUUCGAAGAUAUUUUCGUCAACGACUCAUCUAAAAGUGCACGUAAACGUGCAUCAUAGUGACGUCAAUCCGUACAAGUGUGACGUGUGCAAGCUUCAGUUUAAUCAGCCUUCCGCUUUGUUGCGUCAUCGCAAACGUUUUCACGAUCCGAAUAGCUCUUUUCAUUGUCAAGAGUGUCCGAAAAAGUUUACGCAACAAGUGGAAUUGGAACGACACAUGAAAACGCAUCCGAUCAAACGGUCAAUCAUUCGGUGUGAAGACUGCGGAAUAACGUUGUGUCGGGCCGAUCGCCUAAAAGCUCACCGGCUCAAGCUUCAUAAUCCUGAAUUCCCUUACAAGUGUGUGACUUGUCGCCAGACAUUCCCGACUGAGAUUUUAUUAACGCAGCAUGUUACGCGACUGCACGCACCGGAAUACGAAUACGUGUAUAAGUGCAUGCUAUGUCCGAAGAAAUUUAACCAGGAAGCUGCCCUAAAACGUCAUGUCAAACUGCACACGGACAUGAAAAAAAGUGUUCGCUGCGAAUUGUGUGACGCUAUAUUGGGUCGUGCGGAACGUCUAAAAGCACACAUGAGAGCGCUUCACAAUCCCAACCAUCCGUUCAAAUGCGACACAUGUCGGCAAACGUUUAAAGAACAGAAACUUCUCGAUAGUCAUAUUGUGCAGGCACACAAACAGACAAUUUUAUGCGAGUUUUGCAACAAAGCAUUCGGUAAACGUGACGGUCUGCGAAGGCACCUGCGUAGAAUACACAGUGAGUUUCUAUCAUCCGAACAAACGAAUUGUUUUUUAAUCAUAUUUUUGUCACUCGAUCCUGCUGCGUUUGCUGAUGGAGGUGGUGAAUCGAAAGCCAAUGUAGGUGGCGAAUCGAAAGUUAAUGGAGGUGGUGACACGAAAGUCGAUGGAGGUGGUGACUCCAAAAUCGAUGGAGGUGCUUAUACGGAAGUACGGGGUGGUUUACGAAAGAACAACGCUUCACAAUACGUAGUUAGAAUAGGCUCGUCAAACAGGAGCCAAGGAGGUAGUGUUUACAAGGUAGCUAAAGUGAUACCUCACCCAAGCUAUGAGCCAGUUGAUAUGCCUCACGAUGUGGCUCUUCUAAAACUUACAAAGAAGAUUACAUACAACAAAAGAACCGUGAAGAACGUACAUCUGGACCGUAACAAUGGAGCGUACAAAGCUGGAGAAAAGGUGUCGAGUAUGGGAUGGGGGGAAAAUCCAGAAAAUCCUAAAACACUAAACAUCUACAAAGUUUCCUUGAAAAUUGUUGACACAGCACAGUGUGCUAGGUCAUAUCGCGAUUCAGCGACCGGAUAUAAAAAACAUAAAAUUUGCGCUUUAGGACCUAAACCUAAAAAUGGUGACGUAUGUGAGGGGGACUCAGGUGGACCACUUUUGCAUGGAAAUCAACAAAUUGGAGUAGUUUCAUAUGGAGGAGAUUGUCCUCAAAAAAAUGGAGAACGUUCACCUGGCGUCUAUGCUAAAAUUGCAGACAAUCUGGCUUGGAUCAAGAAAGUAAUUUCUGGAUCCAAAGAACAAGAUGACGACGAAGAUAGCGACGAAGACAAAGUCGAAGAUGAAGAUAAUGACGAAGACAAACAUAAAGACGAAGAAGAUAAAGACGAAGAUAAGGCCAAAGACGAAGAUAAAGACAAAGACGAAGAAAAUUUGUCUUUUACCGUUAGUUUAAACCAAGAAAUGCCGUCGACAGAAAAAUGCAAAACGUGUAUGGUUCCCGUAUGCAGAGCCGACAACUCUGCCUUCCCCGAUCGAAUAUUCUUUACGGUACCGGAAGCUAAAAAAAGGCGCUGGUUGGAAAUCGUUGGUCAACACAGUGACUAUGUUGACCCAAAGGAACGACUGUUUUGCUGUGAAAAUCAUUUCAGUACAAAACGGGACAUAGUCGGUUAUCAUUUCUACAAAGUGUUCGGCGGCAGGAUAAAAUUGGAAGAUCAUGCUUAUCCCUGCAAGAAUUUGGGAGAAAAGAAAUUUACUCCGCCGUGUCGAAUACCAAUAAUUACUACAGAGCCUACAAAACCACAAGAAAAUGAUGAGCCUGGUGCCGACGAUUCCUUAGAUCCACUUGCAACUGUAAAUGAUUCUGACCGCGGGGAAGAUUCAGAUUGUGCUAACAAUGAUACUGGUUUCGAUAUCGACCAAUAUUCAGAAGAUGACGAAGAAGCGAAGAUCGACCCAUCCAAGAAACCGUCUGCGGUAUCGAGAAGUGAAGAAAUUGUUGUUACAUCUGAUGUCUAUCCUAUGGAGAACGUUGACGACGUUGACGACGGUGACGACUUCAGCGACAGCGAUGAUUUUCCAUUGAAGGCCGUAAAGACCGAAAAGAAGUCCAAUUCGGAUGUGUCCACCAGUAAAAAGGCCAAAGUGAGCAAAGCUGAUGUGGGCGAUAGCAGCAGUUCGAACCGAUACAAUUGCUCGCAAUGUCCAAAGAAUUUGUCAUCGUCCAGAUCAUUGAAACGGCACAUCAAAACCUUUCACGUUGAUCAGAAGCCGCGCACUAUUUCGUGUCCGGAAUGUAAGGAAACGUUUUUGGUUCGAGAAGAUUACAUCAAACACAAAGCGACGCACAAAAAGACUAUUGAAUGCGAUGUCUGCGAAAAGACAUUUCGAACUCGGUUUCUGCUCAAAUCACAUUACGUGCAGCACCUCAACGAAAAGCCAUUUCUGUGCGAAAUUUGCUCGCGUCCAUUUGCACGGAUGGCCACACUACAGAAGCAUAGAUUCACUCAUGUAACUGAGAAGACACACAUGUGCGAAGAGUGCGGCAAAGCGUUCUCUGCAAAUUUCCUACUGAAGCAACAUGUACACCAAUACCAUACCAACAACACCACCGUUAUGUGUUCGUCAUGUUCGAAAACCUUUUCAUCGACGGCUCUGUUAAACAUUCACAUCAAGGCUUAUCACGAUGAGGUCAACCCAUACGAAUGUGAGAUUUGUCACAUGCAUUUCAAACAUCCGUCCGCUUUGUUGCGUCAUCGAAAACGUUUUCACGAUCCGAGGAGUUCGUACCCUUGCGAAAUGUGUCCGAAAAAGUUUUCAAAACUGGAGAUGCUGGAACGCCACAUGAAAACACAUCCGAACAGACCCAUGACUCUUGAUUCAAAAUUGAAACUAAAGGACAAGGUCCAAAAAAUUGUCGAAAAGCCGGUGUUCAAAUGCGACGAAUGUGGCAUCACACUCUGUCGGCCAGAUCGUUUAAGAGCGCACCUGGCCAGUCUCCACAAUCCGAAAAACCCGCACAGAUGCGUUACGUGCCGUCAGACAUUUCCAACCGAGAUGUUGAUGAACCAGCAUGUAAUGCGAUUGCACGCACCUGAGCAUGAAUACAUUUACAAAUGCCACAUAUGCCCGAAGAAAUAUAAUCAAGAAGCGGCGUUAAAGCGGCAUGUCAAAUUGCAUACGGAUCCAAAGAAACCGGUCAGAUGUGAAUUGUGUGGCAAGGUACUGGGCCGACCGAAUCGAUUGAAGCCGCACAUGAGAGCGCUUCACAAUCCCGACAAUCUCCACAAAUGCCCCGUUUGUCACCAAACGUUCCGUGAACAAAAAAUGCUGGACAGUCACACUACUCAAAUGCACGAGCAAACGAUACUAUGCCAGUAUUGUGCCAAGUCGUUUGGCAAACACGAAGGAUUGCUACAACAUAUUCGCAGGAAUCACAGCGAUUUGCUGUCAAUUGGAAAAGAAAUUAAGAUGGAGACUGAUGAUUAAUUGAAUAUAUUCGUUCUAAGGUUUGCGUAUUUGAUUGUAAAAUUAAAAUUUUAGGAAAAUAAUUUGUUUGUCCGAAUUAAAAUUGACCUUGAGAUAGUA
Molecule: messenger RNA, 5145 nt
Organism: Bradysia coprophila
Lineage: Eukaryota; Metazoa; Arthropoda; Insecta; Diptera; Sciaridae
Biological process (GO): regulation of DNA-templated transcription
Molecular function (GO): DNA-binding transcription factor activity, RNA polymerase II-specific; RNA polymerase II cis-regulatory region sequence-specific DNA binding
Source: RefSeq, a predicted model, not a curated record